AUGUCUUCCAUCAAGCCUCUGGUUUUGCAUGCCCACCACACAGGCCCCAACCCCUUCAAGGUGGCCAUCCUCCUCGAGGCACUCAACAUCCCUUACAAUGUCAAACUCUGGGAAUUCGGCGAGGGCUCUAACGGUCUCAAGGGCCCCAACUUUCUUGCCAUCAACCCCAACGGCCGAGUGCCCGCUCUAGAAGACCCAAACCAAAACGUCACCAGUUGGGAAAGCAUGGCUUGCGUGAACUACGUUCUCCGAGUUUACGACACCGAGAACAAAUUCGGCCCAAGGGAAGAAGCCGGCGAGCAGGGCAGAGUCGACGUCGACAAGUGGGUGAGCUUCUUGAUCAGCACAAUGGGGCCCAUGAUGGGACAGUGCAACUGGUUCCGACACUACCACAACGUCAAGAACGACAACGCGUACGAGAGAUACCAGGCUCAGGCUCUCCGAUGCUUUGGAGUUCUUGAGGGGCAGCUAAAGUCUCACAGCGGAGAUUGGAUUCUUGCAGGCGAGAAGCCCAAUGUUGUUGACUUUCAUUUUGAGCCUUGGGUGCGACAGUAUUCCCAUGCGGGUUUGUCUCUCGACGAAUAUCCCAAGGUCAAGGCUUGGCUGGAUCGAGUUCAGGCGCUGCCAAUUGUGACCCAAGCGUAUGAGAAAGUCAAGGCUGGAGAGGAGGUCCAAUAA
This is a messenger RNA of Fusarium sp. VM40, 678 nucleotides long. The record is from the annotation of a GenBank genome assembly. Lineage: Eukaryota; Fungi; Ascomycota; Sordariomycetes; Hypocreales; Nectriaceae.